AUGUCAUUAUCAGUCUCACCACUUGUCAUUGCACAAAAAUAUCUUACGCGCUAUGGAAUGACAACAUACGUUACACUUGGAAAUAUUGGAUUAGUUUUUAAUAUGCUCAUCUUUAGUCAACCGGCACAUCGUCGUAAUUCUUGUUCACUCUAUAUUUUGGGCAUGUCAUUCUGUAGUUGUAUUGGUUUAAAUAGUGCAAUAAUACCCAUCAUUUAUGCACUAGAUCAUCCAAAUCUACUUUCUUAUUCUCUUAUUUUUUGUAAAUUACAAUACUACGUUCGUCAUGUAUUCAGUCAAUCGAUGCGAACAUUCUUGGUUCUUGCUUGUGCUGAUCGUUAUGCGACUUCUAGUAAUCGAGUAUGUAUUCGUUCGUUCAGUCGAUAUCAAGUAGCGAUUCGUAUCAUACCACUGGUGAUACUUUUUUGGCUUUCAUUAGGCAUCUUUCCAGCAAUGUUAUAUACAAAUAACAAUGGUGAAUGUGACGCACAGAAUGGUCUGUCUAAUAUUUUGUACUCUACUUAUAUCAUGACGUUUCUUGGCAUUUUUCCAUUAGUGAGUUUGAUUACUUUUGGAAUAUUAAUAGUGUUGAACUUGAAAGAGGUACGUGCUCGUGCUCACUUUCUUAAGAACAGAAAUGCUGUCACUAUUCUUCGAAAACGGGAUCGAAAUAUGAUAAGAAUGUUACUUAUCGAAUUGAUUAUCUACAUUUGUACUACUAUACCGACUACAGUUGUGCUAAUAUAUAAAGCAGCGGUUCAAAAUAAAGUGUACAGUGGUGAACGUCAAGAUAUUGAAUCAUUCAUUUUUUUCGUUGGUCGUACAUUCUUACUCUAUUUUAACAAUAGUCUUCCAUUUUGGAUUUAUUUAUCAGCAUCACGAUCAUUUCGAUUGGAAUUAAAAAAUCUAUUUUUCAAAUGGUUUACUUUUAUUAAACAGCAAAACACAUCACCGACUUUAACUCAUUGA
This is a messenger RNA of Rotaria sp. Silwood2, 966 nucleotides long. Lineage: Eukaryota; Metazoa; Rotifera; Eurotatoria; Philodinida; Philodinidae. The record is from the annotation of a GenBank genome assembly.